Messenger RNA from Dromiciops gliroides (monito del monte), 11506 nucleotides. It is a transcript of the gene CHD5, whose product is annotated as chromodomain helicase DNA binding protein 5. Gene Ontology annotation, biological process: negative regulation of transcription by RNA polymerase II; chromatin remodeling. Lineage: Eukaryota; Metazoa; Chordata; Mammalia; Microbiotheria; Microbiotheriidae. Bases 115 to 6225 code for a protein of 2036 amino acids. The record is from RefSeq and is a predicted model, not a curated record. Gene Ontology annotation, molecular function: ATP-dependent chromatin remodeler activity; DNA binding; chromatin binding. The transcript is spliced from 41 exons. Gene Ontology annotation, cellular component: NuRD complex; nucleus; chromatin.
CCAAGCCGGCCUCGCCCGCCGCGCCCGCAGCUCCGGCAGCGCACGGGUUAAGCCUGGCACCGCGCCCCGCAGGGGGGGGCUCCCAUCUCCCCUCCCCUCCCCCCCGUGCCGGGCAUGCGGGGCCCGCUGGGCACAGAGGAGGAGCCGCCGCAGCUGCCCGAGGAGGAGGAAGAGGAGAUGGAGAACGACGAGGACAUGUCAGGGCUUUCUCCUUACUCCUCGAAGGGCCUGAGUAACACCCCUGUCUUUUGGUUGCCUCCAGAAGAAGAGGAUGGAGGUCUGGAGGGCUUGGAAGAAUUCUAUCCUGAGGAACCAGUGUGUGUUCCCAAGAAGAAGAAAUCCAAGAAACUUAAAGAGAACAAGACAUCUAAAGUGAAGCGGAGAAAGAAAGAGGGAAGCAAUGAUGAACUGUCUGAUAAUGAAGAGGAGAUGGAAGAGAAAUCUGACAGUGAGGGGAGUGACUAUUCUCCUAAUAAAAAGAAGAAGAAGAAACUCAAAGAAAAGAAGGAGAAAAAAUCCAAACGGAAAAAGAAGGAUGAAGAAGAUGAUGAUAAUGAAGAUGGAGGUUUAAAGGAGCCCAAGUCCUCAGGCCAACUCAUGGAGGAGUGGGGCCUGGAUGAUGUGGAUUACCUGUUCUCCGAAGAGGAUUACCACACUCUGACCAACUACAAGGCCUUCAGCCAGUUUCUCAGGCCUCUCAUUGCCAAGAAGAACCCCAAGAUCCCCAUGUCAAAGAUGAUGACGGUGCUGGGGGCUAAGUGGCGAGAGUUUAGCGCCAACAACCCAUUCAAGGGGAGCUCGGCGGCAGCAGCAGCGGCGGCGGUGGCAGCUGCUGUGGAGACGGUCACCAUUGCCCCGCCGCUGACUGUCAGCCCGCCUCAGCCCAUCCAGCCCAUGCCCAUCCGUAAGGCCAAGACCAAGGAGGGGAAAGGGCCUGGCGUCAGGAAGAAAAUCAAAGGCUCCAAAGAUGGAAAGAAAAAAGGCAAAGGGAAAAAAAUGGCUGGGCUGAAGUUUCGGUUUGGAGGGAUCGCUAACAAGAGAAAAAAAGGCUCCUCGCCUCCAUGCACCACCUGUCCUUUCCCCCUCCAGAGUGAGGAAGAUGACCGGGAAGAGUCGGACUUUGACAAUGCCAGCAUUAACAGCUCCUCCAUGCGCUCAGAGUGUUCUUCAGCCUUGGGCAAGAAGGGGAAGAGGAGAAGGAAGAAGAAGAGAAUUGAGGAUGGGGAUGGCUAUGAGACAGACCACCAGGACUACUGUGAGGUGUGCCAGCAAGGAGGAGAGAUCAUCUUGUGUGACACGUGCCCCCGGGCCUAUCACUUGGUGUGCCUCGAUCCAGAGAUGGAGAAAGCUCCGGAAGGCAAAUGGAGCUGCCCCCACUGUGAGAAGGAGGGCAUCCAAUGGGAGCCAAAGGAUGAGGAAGAGGAGGAGGAUGAAGGGGGUGAGGAGGAAGAGGAUGACCACAUGGAGUUCUGCCGAGUGUGCAAGGAUGGUGGAGAACUUCUCUGUUGUGACACCUGCCCCUCCUCCUAUCACCUGCACUGCCUGAACCCGCCACUGCCAGAAAUCCCCAACGGGGAAUGGCUUUGCCCACGCUGUACAUGCCCCCCCUUGAAAGGGAAAGUCCAAAGGAUUCUGCACUGGAAAUGGACCGAGCCACCUGCCCCCUUCAUCACUGUGCUGCCCCCGCCUGAUGCUGACCCAGGCAUCCCUCCACCCAAGCCUCUGGAGGGCAUCCCUGAACGGGAGUUCUUUGUGAAGUGGGCUGGGCUGUCUUACUGGCAUUGUUCCUGGGUGAAGGAACUGCAGCUGGAGCUGUAUCACACGGUCAUGUAUCGGAACUACCAAAGGAAGAACGACAUGGAUGAGCCGCCACCCUUUGACUACGGCUCUGGAGAUGAGGACGGCAAGAGCGAGAAGAGGAAGAACAAGGACCCCCACUAUGCCAAGAUGGAGGAGAGGUUUUAUCGCUACGGGAUCAAGCCAGAGUGGAUGAUGAUUCACCGAAUCCUGAACCACAGCUUUGACAAGAAGGGGGAUGUGCACUACCUGAUCAAAUGGAAGGACCUUCCCUAUGACCAGUGUACCUGGGAGAUCGACGACAUUGACAUCCCUUACUAUGAGAACCUGAAGCAAGGCUAUUGGAACCACAGGGAGCUGAUGUUAGGAGAAGAUUCCCGGCCACCCAAGCGACUGAACAAGAAAGGAAAAAAACUGAAAGAUGACAAACUGGAAAAGCCGCCGGAGACUCCCUUAGUGGAUCCCACUGUCAAGUUUGACAAGCAGCCAUGGUACAUCGAUGCCACGGGCGGGACCCUCCACCCUUAUCAGCUGGAGGGACUGAACUGGCUGAGGUUCUCCUGGGCCCAGGGCACAGACACCAUCCUGGCUGACGAGAUGGGGCUGGGGAAGACGGUCCAGACCAUCGUAUACCUAUAUUCCCUCUAUAAGGAGGGUCAUUCUAAGGGGCCAUACUUGGUCAGUGCCCCCCUGUCCACCAUCAUUAAUUGGGAGAGGGAAUUUGAGAUGUGGGCACCUGACUUUUAUGUGGUCACUUACACCGGGGACAAGGAGAGUCGAUCAGUGAUCCGGGAGAAUGAGUUUUCCUUCGAGGAUAAUGCUAUCCGGAGUGGGAAGAAGGUUUUCCGCAUGAAAAAAGAGGCACAGAUCAAGUUCCAUGUCUUGCUUACUUCCUAUGAACUCAUUACCAUUGAUCAGGCCAUACUGGGGUCCAUCGAAUGGGCCUGUCUUGUGGUAGAUGAGGCCCACAGGCUGAAAAACAACCAGUCUAAGUUCUUUAGGGUGUUGAAUAGCUACAAGAUUGAUUACAAGCUGCUGCUUACAGGGACACCCCUACAGAACAACCUCGAGGAGCUAUUCCAUCUUCUAAACUUCCUGACUCCAGAACGGUUCAACAAUCUGGAGGGCUUCCUGGAGGAGUUUGCUGACAUCUCCAAGGAAGAUCAGAUCAAGAAGUUGCAUGAUCUGCUGGGGCCUCACAUGCUGCGGCGCCUGAAGGCUGAUGUGUUUAAGAACAUGCCGGCCAAGACGGAACUGAUUGUGAGGGUGGAGCUGAGCCAGAUGCAAAAGAAAUACUACAAGUUCAUUCUGACCAGAAAUUUUGAAGCCUUGAACUCCAAAGGCGGAGGGAACCAGGUGUCGCUGCUUAACAUCAUGAUGGAUCUGAAGAAAUGCUGUAACCACCCCUAUCUCUUCCCCGUGGCUGCCGUGGAGGCACCAGUCUUGCCCAAUGGCUCCUAUGAUGGCAGCUCCUUGGUCAAGUCUUCUGGGAAGCUCAUGCUCCUGCAGAAGAUGCUGAAGAAGUUGCGUGAUGAAGGGCACAGGGUCCUGAUCUUCUCCCAGAUGACCAAAAUGCUGGAUCUGCUAGAGGACUUCCUGGAGUAUGAAGGCUAUAAGUACGAGCGGAUCGACGGUGGCAUCACAGGAGGUCUUCGGCAAGAAGCCAUCGACAGAUUCAAUGCUCCUGGGGCCCAGCAGUUCUGUUUCCUCCUCUCCACCCGGGCUGGUGGCCUGGGCAUCAACCUGGCCACUGCUGACACCGUCAUCAUCUAUGACUCGGACUGGAACCCUCACAAUGACAUACAGGCCUUCAGCAGAGCCCACCGCAUCGGGCAGAACAAGAAAGUGAUGAUUUACCGCUUUGUGACGAGGGCCUCCGUGGAGGAGCGAAUCACCCAGGUCGCCAAGCGGAAGAUGAUGCUGACACAUCUGGUGGUGCGUCCGGGCCUGGGCUCCAAGUCCGGGUCCAUGACCAAGCAGGAGCUGGAUGACAUUCUGAAGUUUGGGACAGAGGAGCUCUUUAAAGAUGAUGUGGAAGGCAUGAUGCCUCAGGGUCAGCGGAUCAACGUGCCUGAGCCCGUGGCGCCCGCCCCCGAUGUCCAGGCCUCCAAAGGUGGCGGCACCUUAGCAGCCGGGGUGAAAAAAAAGCAUGGCAGCACCCCGCCAGGUGACAGUAAGGAUGUGGAAGACAGUAGCGUCAUUCAUUAUGAUGAUGCUGCUAUAUCCAAGCUGCUGGAUCGGAACCAGGAUGCCACGGAUGACACAGAGCUGCAGAACAUGAACGAGUACCUCAGCUCCUUCAAGGUGGCCCAGUACGUGGUCCGUGAAGAAGAUGGAGUGGAGGAGGUAGAGAGAGAGAUUAUUAAGCAGGAGGAGAACGUGGACCCCGACUACUGGGAGAAGCUCCUUCGUCACCACUACGAGCAGCAGCAAGAGGACUUGGCCCGGAACCUGGGCAAGGGCAAGCGGAUUCGGAAACAGGUCAAUUAUAAUGAUGCAUCUCAGGAGGACCAAGGUACGACAGAAUGGCAGGAUGAGCUUUCGGACAACCAGUCGGAGUACUCGAUCGGCUCCGAGGAUGAGGACGAGGAUUUUGAAGAGAGGCCAGAAGGUCAGAGUGGGAGGAGACAAUCUCGGAGACAGCUAAAAAGUGACCGAGACAAACCCUUACCCCCUCUGCUGGCAAGAGUUGGAGGCAACAUUGAGGUCCUAGGGUUCAAUGCCCGGCAGCGGAAAGCCUUCUUGAACGCCAUCAUGCGCUGGGGCAUGCCCCCCCAGGACGCCUUCAACUCUCACUGGCUAGUCCGGGACCUCCGAGGGAAAAGCGAGAAGGAGUUUAGGGCCUACGUGUCCCUCUUCAUGAGACACUUGUGUGAGCCAGGGGCCGAUGGGGCAGAGACCUUUGCGGAUGGUGUCCCUCGGGAAGGGCUCUCUCGACAGCAUGUGCUCACCCGGAUUGGAGUCAUGUCACUAGUUAGGAAGAAGGUCCAGGAGUUUGAACACGUCAACGGGAAGUACAGCACACCUGACCUGAUUCCCGAGAGCAAGAAAUCCAGUGAGAUUGGCUCCUCCGACCCCAACACCCCAGUCCCAGCCAGCCCGGCCCAUAUUCCUCCCGGCCCUUUGGGAUUACCAGGUAUUCUUGUUUCAGACAAAAUGGAAGCCCACCUGGGCUUCCUGGAUGAAAAAGAGCAAAUGGAGCAGAAACUCCCCAAACCUCUUGAACUCCAGGUUCCAGGGAUGCCCUCUGAAAAAGGGGAGGGCGAGGAGAAGCAGGAGAACGUGGACAGCAAAGAGAGAGCCCGAGAGGAGAGGAGGGAAGAGAAUGAAAAGACCGAUCCCUCCCCAGAUCAGCUGCUCAAAGAGGACGCUCUCCCUGAAAAAGACAAACCCCUGGAGAAGGUGGAGCUCAAUCUGAACCACGGCAGAGGGGAUGACAAAGAUUUCCGGCCAGAGGACUCCAAGGUAGAGGAGAAGGAGACACCGGAAACCCAGCAAAAUGGUGAAAAAGAGGAAGAUGAGGAGGGGAAGAAGGAUGACAAGAAUGGGAAAUUUAAAUUCAUGUUUAACAUUGCCGAUGGGGGUUUCACAGAGUUGCACACACUGUGGCAGAAUGAGGAACGAGCGGCCGUCUCCUCGGGGAAGAUCUAUGACAUCUGGCAUCGGCGCCAUGAUUAUUGGCUUCUGGCGGGUAUUGUGACGCAUGGCUACGCUCGCUGGCAGGACAUCCAGAAUGACCCACGCUAUGUGAUCCUGAAUGAGCCCUUCAAAUCUGAGAUCCACAAGGGCAAUUACCUGGAGAUGAAAAACAAAUUCCUGGCCCGAAGGUUCAAGCUUCUGGAGCAGGCGCUGGUGAUCGAGGAGCAGCUCAGAAGGGCUGCAUACCUCAACAUGACCCAAGACCCCAACCAUCCAGCCAUGGCCUUGAAUGCCCGUCUGGCAGAAGUGGAAUGCCUUGCUGAGAGUCACCAGCACCUUUCCAAGGAGUCCCUGGCUGGGAACAAGCCAGCCAAUGCUGUCCUCCAUAAGGUACUGAACCAGCUGGAGGAACUUUUGAGUGACAUGAAGGCUGAUGUAACCCGCCUGCCCUCCAUGUUGUCCCGGAUCCCGCCCGUGGCUGCUCGUCUGCAGAUGUCUGAGCGUAGCAUCCUGAGCCGCCUGACAAACCGUGCCGGAGAUCCCACCGUCCAGCAGGGUUCUUUCGGCUCCUCCCAGAUGUACAACAACAACUUUGGGCCAAACUUCCGGGCUCCUGGACCAGGCGGGAUUGUCAACUACAGCCAGAUGCCCCUCGGCCCCUAUGUGACUGCCACGCCCACUGGGCCACCUGCCAGCCACUCUGACAGAAAAGGAGCUGACUCCCUGAAAGAUGGUGCUGCUUUGGGACGAAAGGGGAAACUCAGCGAUGUCAUCUGCAUUGAAGACUAAGUCCCAGCCCUCAUGGGUCAGAUGCCCAGAAGUGCCGCCAUGUCAUAUCUCAAGUGUUCUUCAAAUAAAAAAAAUCCAUGGAAAAAAGGGAAAAAAAGGAAAAAAGAAAGAAAAAAGAAAAAGAGAAAAACCAAUAGCAACUUAAAAACAAACAAACCCAUUUCCAGAACUUCUUAGAAGGAAUUCCAUUUAUUUGUACAUCUUUUGCACUUUCUUAUUGAAGACUCGAAGAGUUUGUCUUGAUAAAAGUUGAAUGAAUUAUGAAGGAUUAUAAUGUUAACAGUAUUUAUGUCUCUGUUUUUAUCAACAUGCAUAAAAUCCAGAGGGAAACCUCGCUGGAGCCCCCAUUUCUAGACUUGUGGACCCUCACCUGCCAGUUAGGACAAGGCUUAAUUUUCUUGUGUGGCCUCCUGUUUGGCUCCUGACUUUCCUUACCAUAAUUGUGUCUGAGCAGCUGCAUGCACCUUCUGCCCUCUUUGCUCCUGUCUGUCCUCCCAGCACCACCUCAGGUCAGAGGGACCCAUCUUGUUGGACCACAGGCUACAGGCAGGGGCUGGCCCAGCUUCCUUUGGCCUCUCUAGCAGGGUUCUGGCCUGGUCUCAUGUCUUGUCCUGACCACCACAAGGACCUGCUCUUGGCAUAGUUUUAGCAGGAUGAUUUUUGCCAACCUUCCCUCCUGCCGGUGGCCCAGAGGCAACCUGUUAUGUCUUAAGCUCUGCCUUGGAAAUGCCCUCCUGCAGGAAUUCCGAUGGAGUCAGGGUUCAGAUCUCCAGAUCCGUGGCCAGUCCUGAGGAUCCAGGGGUUCAGCUGUAAGAAGGUGUUGACUCCUCAGGCCAAAGCUUCUUCUGACCCAGGCCCCACUGAGCCUGUCUCACGUGCCACCGUAGUUCAUCACAGUGAUACUUGGACUUGCUAUCAUGGGUCGUAGAGAUUCAGGACAAGAGCUGAGGCUGCAGGGCCUUAGGAAAAGAGGGGGUUCCCAGUGAGGGAGGAGGGGGUUGUCUAUGCCCAAGGGAAAGGGCAUGGAGAGACACUAUUUGUUCCUGGUGUUGCUGGAAGGUUAAUGUUGAUUGACACCAGCAGGUUGAAGUAAAUUUGAGUCAUCUUUAAGUAUCGAAAGGGCUAUCAAAUGGAGGAGGGAUUGGACUUGUUCUACUGGGCCCCAGUGGGCAGAACUAGGGACAAUGAGGAGAAAGAAGUUGCAAAAUGGCCGACGUGGCCUUGAUGGCAGAAAGACCUUCCUAACGGUUAGCUCUGUCCCACAGUGGAAUGGGUUGCCUUGGGAGAUUGUGGAUGCCUUGAAUGCUAGAGGACCAUUUGGGGAAUUCUGUAGAGGAGAUUCAUCUUCGAAUAUGAGUUGGACUGUAUGCCCGAUAGGGGUCCCCGAAAGUGUGAGGGAUUGUAAAAUUUGGUGAUUCUAGGAAGAAAGGGCUUGGUAGGUCAAGGAACCCUCAGGCGAGGUAACAACAGCAAAGAUUCUCAUUGGCCUGCAAAAGUUUAGAUGCUGCUUGGUUGUGAGGCAGGGGGGAAGAUGACUCCUCCAGAUCCUUUCCAUCCUGAGGGAUGGAACACUUUUCUCUAGCAGCAAAAGGUCCUUUCCUGUCCCCUUUAGCAGCCAAAGUCUUUCCAUACGAAAGAGGUCCUCACUUCCAUCUUCUUGUUUCUCAGCUGCUACUGUUCUUCCUCGAGACCUAAUUGAAUCUCCCUAGGUGAGAGAGGAAGGGGGUGGGUCCUGUGGGGCUAGGUACCAGGGUUUACUUAGAAGGGAAGUAGCGGGCAUCAGAGUGGAUGGAUCCUUGACCCUGCUUCUAAAGAGAUCUCUCCUUGGGAGAGACCAAAGGGGGCUGAUUCCCACUUCUUUCUGAGGGUGGGAGGAGGCAACAACAGCAGUAGCAGGUUAAGUGCUUACUGUGUGCCAGGCACUGUGUUAGCUGCAAUACAAACUCAUAAAUAGAAUAAUCCUGCUCUCAAAGAGCUUACAUUCUAUUAGAAAGGGUGUAGCAAGUUCUUGUAGGGAGUCAGCUGGGUACAGUGGAAAAGGUCCCCUCUGUUGCUGAUGUGACCUGAAAAGAGUGAUUGGCUUUGGUUCUGGGCCCGGUUCUGCCACUUAUCGACCAUCUGGGUGACCUCUGCCAAGUCACUUUUCUUCAGUCUCCUCUUCUGUAACAUGAGAGGGUUUGACUCGAUGAUCUCCAGGCCCCCUUCCUGAAUCCUCACAUUCAGCAUCAAAGCCUGUGUCAGGAUAGCACGCCCAUGUGUUUGGGGGAGACUUCCCUAUGUCUCUCCCCUAGUUUAGAUUCAAAGUAAGUAGAAGUCGCAAGAGCAUUGGAUUAGGGAGAAGCAUUUCAGGUUUAGACAGAGGCACACAAAGUUGCAUUGUGGCUAGCAUAUUAACCAAUCUUGACUACCUAACAUGGCAGUCCAUGGGAGGAAGAGGCCAGUUGAAGUCCACAGUGGUUUACUGGAUGCCAUUUCCAUAAAUGUUGUGUUCUUCAGUUUAGUAGUACCUCCUCUCUUGAUCGCAUCCUUGACUCAGGCUGACAGGGGUGUAUGUGUGCGUGUGCGUGUGCGUGUGUGUGUGUGUGUGUGUGUGUGUGUAUGUGAUGUUGGUCUAAUGGGUUGUCCACUACUUCCCAUCCAGGAGGAGUAAGCUGCCCUUGACUGGGGCUACCCUGUCACUUUAUUCACUCAAUGAAUGAGUGGCUCACUCAAUCAGUAUUGCUGCUUAUUACUAGUGUGCUCUUCUUUUCCUUUCUCCCUCUUCUCUCGUUCCUCAUCUACCCCCUUUUAUUAAUCUCUCUCCCCUAUUUGUUGUUGCUUUGCCUAGUCUUAGUCAUCACUCUGCUCUAUGAGGACCUACAGCACCAAUGAGGUACUGUUCCCUGCCCUUCCUUGGAGCCCCGUGCUCACCUUGGCUCUAGAAGAGACUCUGUGGGCUGUGGUCAUCAAUGACCACCUUCUUUUCCCAGACUCGUAUUUGGCAAGCUGAAUCCCUAGUUGGGGGGGUUCCUGAUAGACCAGGCCUGAAGGGUCUUCUCAUUUUAAAUGAAGAAGAAAAGUCAUCCUCUGUCCAAGGUGGAGGGAGAAGUCAGCUGUUUUAAAUAUCUCUCUACUUGUGUCAUUUUCAUGCCCCUAUGUAAGCAGGGCAGAGUUUGAGAGCCUCCAUUCCUGCAGGGUGUGCUUAUCAACCCAUCUGGGGUUUGACCCUAGGCAAAAUUCCUUCCCUUUUGUCAACCUCAGUUUCCCCAUCUUUAAAAUGAGAGGGUUGGCCUCAGUGACUAGGGUUCCUUCCAGCUCUAAAUCUAUGUAUUCUCCAGGGAUGUCUCUUAAAUCAAUGAAGUCUUGCACUUCUAUGGGGCCUUGGGGCUGAGAGUCUUGGAAGGCUCUGCUGACAGUGUGUGUGUGUGUGUGUGCGUGUGUGCGUGUGAGUGCACACGUGUGUGCAUGCGCUUUGUCAGGCUGUGAUAGUUAUUUGGGGGUGUAGGGAAGGUCAGACCAGACACAUCCUGUUCUCCCAAUGUAUGCCAUGUUUCUAUUGGCCCUUCCUUUCCUCCCUUGCCAAUCUGUCUCCGUGGACCAUAAAUGGAUACAAUUUAAAAAAACCUCUCGCUUGAUCUUUAUCUUUGGGAAGACUCUCCCCAGAACCUCUUUCUUCUUCCAAAUUGGCUUUUAUUAGUGACUUGGCUGGUUCUGUCCCUCUGAGAUUGAGUGACUAAGUGCCAGGCUUAUGAAAAGGCCUGGGAAACUCAAGGGCCACCCUAAUCCCUUUUGCACCACCGUCCCAUGCCCUGGUUAGGCAGGGAGGGAUAUUCCUCUUUCUCUGUGUUCCCCAAAUCUGUGUUUCUCAAUGAUGUAAAAGGCAUAGCUCAGCUUGAAUGAAGAGGAUCUAAUUAGGAAUGAAGGAACAAAUGAAAAGACCUUUACUAAGUGCUUGGCAUAGUGGAUAGAAAGCCGGCCUGGAAGCCAGGAAGAAUUGGGUUCAAGUCUCAACUCUGAUAACAUGUGUGAACACUGAGCAAAUCACUUAAACUCCUAGUGGGCAACUCUCUAAGGCACCUGCAAUGAGAGCUCCUUGCCCUAAUAAAAUCAAAGGUCUGGUCUCUAUCCCUAUCCUAAGCACCGAUUGUGUGCCAGAAAUAUGAGAAGGAAGAUAAUUCUUGUCCUCAAGUAGCUUACAUUCUAAUAGGAGGAAGCUGGUGUGGGGAUCAGGGGAGACUGAAGCAUGCUUUGUGUAGGAACAGGGCCUGAAGAACAAGGGGCAAUGGGUCUGUCCAGCUUGGGAAAAUGUUUGGUGUUUCCAGCUGAACUCAGAGGAAGAGCUAGGAUGGACAGAGCCCCUAGGAAGCCAAAGGAUGGAUGGGCAGAGUCCCUGGGGAGCCAAAGCAGUGUAAAGAUGCCACGAAAAGUGGCCAAUGUCUGGACUUCUCUGCCUUAGUUUAGCAAAGAGCCCAAACUUGGUGCCAAGCCAGGAUGUUGCCAGGGUCUUGGGGCAAAAUGUCUGCACCUUGAGCUCUCCCGUUUAAAGCAUAUUUUGUCAAGGAAAUUGGCGACCCUCAUGUUUUAUGUAACCUGAUGUUUACAGCCCAAAGUCAUUAAGUUUUUGUGUUGAGAAAUUUGUCUUAAUUUCUAGAUUUUUUUUUAAAGGGAAAAAAAGUAUUUUUUUAGGUACGAUAACUCACAUUGGAUUUGCGGGUGUACGUGUUUGUGCUUGUGUGCGAUAUAAGCUCGUCUGAGUAAGUAGUGAUUUGAGACCUGGACCUUCCUCCUCUCCCUGGCCUCAGGGCUGCUCACAGGAGACUGGUUUGCCAAGCCCCUGGAUCAGAAAGCUGACCCAACGCCUUUGGCUUAGGAAUCUGUUGAGGCCUGUGCUUCCCAAGGGGCCCUGUUUCCCUCCUCCAGUGGCAGCCAGUGUUCAGAAGACUGUUCAUUGGUCAGAUGGAUUUUUCUUUCUUUCUUCUUUCCUUUUAACCACCAAAUGCUUCAUUCCCAAUGAGGUUUGGGCAUCCCAUAUCCGGGCCUGUGUGGAUGCUGGUGGGGUGGGAUCAGGCGGGUUCUCUACCCACGACAGAGCAGCUCAGAGCUCCUAAUGGCCACCUUGCCGCCAUGAUCCCACAUCGGUUCUGUUUGCUAUCCUAGGCGCACAGCGAGCAGGCCUUUUGUAGGAGGGUUGACAGAUACUGUAGCCAACACAAUCACAUCUACUUUGUACUCUGUGUGUAUUUGUUUUUGUUUUCUGUGUUUUAAAUAAAGCCUUUGAAAAAGGAAUAAAUCGAGUUUGGUU